UCAAUUUGUUCCAGUGUUCAAUUUCGCCACUGCCUCAGAAAGAUCGUUGUUAAGUGUGCCUGAACUCCUCACUCCACUGGUCACAGAGGUAAAUGUGCAGCAGCUGUUAGACUCAAUGUUUUUCCUCAAGUGCUAUAUCAUACAAAGUUUCUUCUAUACCUGCACUACGGUCUAUCUCUUCAGUAAAAUCCCACCUGAGCUCCAAUUUCACAUAUGUGAAAGGAAUAUACAGGAAGGAAUUCCACAGCUAAAGUGCAUUUGUAAAGGUCUCUUUGCAUGUCCUCCUAAGCUUUCCUUUCAAUAGGCAUCAUCUAAGCCACUUGUUUCCCCCUCUGAUACUGGGUGAGAUGCUUAUGUUUCCACUGCCUCUGUCUUGUAAGGGAUGUAAUGUGUUUGUGCGUUGCUUACUCGCUAGGACUGACCAAUCCUGUGACAAAUCUUAGGUGUAUGAAGCCAAACACAAAGUAAUGAAAUGCCUGAAGAAAACCGCACCGCACUGACCGAGUUCGUUCUCUUGGGUUUCACGGAUCGCCUAGAGGUGGAGAUACCCCUGUUUGGGCUCUUCCUACUCAUCUAUGCCAUCACUUUGGUGGGGAAUGUUGGUCUCGUCAUGCUUGUCCAACUCAAUGCCAGUCUUCAUACCCCCAUGUACUAUUUCCUAAGCAAUUUAUCUUUCUUAGACCUUAGCUGUUCAUCUGCCAUUGCUCCCAAGAUGCUGGUAAACCUCUUAGCACAGCAGAAGACAGUUUCUUUAGUUGGCUGUGCGACACAGAUGUUUCUCUUUGCUGCCUUCACUGACGCAGAGUGCCUCAUUUUGGCUGUGAUGGCCUAUGACCGCUACAUGGCCAUAUGUCACCCUCUCCUCUACACCAUUGCCAUGUCCCGCAGGGUCUGCACCUCCAUGGUGGCUGGGGCUUAUCUCAGCGGGGGUCUGACCUCACUGGUGCACACGUCUUUCACAUUCACACUGUCGUUUUGUGGUUCCAACGUGAUCAACCAUUUCUUCUGUGAUAUUCCCCCGCUGCUAGAGAUCUCCUGCUCCAACACACAUCUCAACGAGGUUCUCCUCUUCACCCUGUGCGGCUUUAUACAAACCAGCAGCUUCCUGACCAUUGCCAUCUCCUACGCCUGCAUCCUCAGUACCAUCCUGCGGAUCCACGUGGCAGCUAGCAGGCACAAAGCCUUCUACACCUGCACCUCCCAUCUGAUGUCCAUUGGGUUAUUCUAUGGCUCCCUCCUCUUCACAUAUUUACGGCCCAGCUCCAGCUACACACUGGACACGGACAAAGUGGUCUCUGCAUUUUAUACUGUUGUCUUUCCCAUGCUGAACCCCCUGAUUUAUAGCCUGCGGAACAAAGAGGUGAAGGAUGCCUUAAGGCGAACAGCAGAGAGAAGAGUGUUUUCUCAGUGAUUUUCUUAGAAGUGGAAAGAUACAGUGUGUUUCUGGUGCAAUACGCAGUAAAAAUACAAGUGAUGGGAGCCACCUGUCUAAAUGUCAGUGACUUGUUAGGAAUGUCUGCACCUGAACUAGCUUCCCAGGUUCAUUUGAUAGUCACUGGAAAAAAGUAGUCAACUUAGAAGGUGGUUCACCUUAUCAUAAAACAGAAGCCCAGGCCAGGUGGAUCCGAUACCAAAAGGAUCUCUUUCUCCUCACUGUCUGUGAUGAGAGUCUAUCCCUAAUACAGAAGAAAAUUGUAUUUUUUCAGCUUACUAUUGAGACAACUCUCAACCAAGAUGUUUUAAAGAAAAGUCUGGUUUAGAUGACUACUACAUAUGGGUGUGACUGAACGUAUUAAAUUUGGAAAAGAAGCCAGCACUGCCACACCCUCUGUAGAGAGGAAUGUCAUCUGCUCAUGACACAGUUUAUUGUAUUUUUAGGACUGGACUUGUUCAGGUUUCACCUGGCAUUCUUCCUGCCUGUUCUGCUCCCACCAGACAUCUUUCAUGCCUGUUCUCAUCCUGUGUUCUCACCUUGAAGGUUUUACUACUUGUAUACGUUUUCCAUAAUCUGUUUCUACCUGUAUACCACAAUCCCUUGUUUCUCUUCUCAUGGCAUAAUUAGGUUUUCUAUUUCUGCUUAAUUGUGUUACAAAAUGCUUGUUGACCGUUAUGCUGUCAGCCAUGUCGCAGUGUUACAAAACACAUACAUCGAUGUCAAGAUACACUUUUGUGGUACACUGGUGUCUGGAUCCAGUAUAAACAAAUAUUAAUUAUAACCUGCUUAAUAUACUGGUGCAGCGGGCUUCUGAGCAGCCUGGUCUAGUGGAAGGUGUCCCUGCCCAUGGCAGAGGGUUUGGAACUAGAUCAUUUUGAGGUCCCUUCCAACCCGAACCAUUCUAUGAUUCUGCUUAGGCUGCACAGCAUUUCCUGUCAUUUCAGUGCUGGAUCCCUUUUUUGUUGGCUUUCCACUUGCUGGUGUCUGUAGGAGCCCGUCUAGCUGCCCUUGCCCAUUUUCUGUCACUCUAAUCUGCCGCUAAAAGACAGGUUUCCUAAUCCCAUCCUUUGCAAACCCAAGAAAUGCUCCUGUGUUC
Molecule: messenger RNA, 2531 nt
Organism: Falco peregrinus (peregrine falcon)
Lineage: Eukaryota; Metazoa; Chordata; Aves; Falconiformes; Falconidae
Product: olfactory receptor 5AS1-like
Exons: 1
Coding region: 473-1411 (312 amino acids)
Biological process (GO): sensory perception of smell; G protein-coupled receptor signaling pathway
Cellular component (GO): membrane
Molecular function (GO): odorant binding; G protein-coupled receptor activity; olfactory receptor activity
Source: RefSeq, a predicted model, not a curated record